AUGGAAAGAUCGAGGGCUAUUUAUAUGUUUUUACAAGCUAGACAGGCGCUGGAAAAGGAGCUUAUGUUGUCUCCACAAGAAGUAGCAAGUAGUGAUGAAGAAAUGGGCAAUCAAGUUGAAGUACUUCCUACCAAGAAGGAAAGAAAGUACGGAAACCAAAAGUUCUUUAAAGUUCACAUUGAGUUCUUUAUCGACUGUUAUGACAGACGUUCAACUGCUACAUUGGAGCAAGCAAAAGCUGCUGUGAUGGAAGCCUUCCCUGGCUUGGAACUUGUAGUCAGUAUGAUGCACGAGCACCUUAUCAAAAAAUGCAACCUUACCUUGAAGAAGCUUGAGAAGCUGAUAGAGAAACACAACGAUAAUAGCACUAUGGUGGCGAGAAGGGAGCGUAUUUUGGAAAGGCAAGAGCUUAAAGAUUUUGAUUACAGCUCAAACUGCGUGUUCAUUGAUAAAGCAAGUUUCAAUAUGCAUAUUAAGAGAAGCCAUGCCCGAUCAGAAAGGGGUCAACCCGCCAAAGGUACAAUCCCCACACAAGGAGGUGUCUCCCUGGCAAUUAUUGGUGCAGUGUGUGAACAAGGUAUUGUAAACCUGACACUACGUAAACCAACUGCUAUUGCUACAAGAAAAAGAAGAAGAACGACCUUUGCAGGCAGUGUUAUAGAACAAGCUUUGGACAUAAUCAUAAGUAAUAUUAUAAUAGAUGAAUUACAUAAUACAGAAUAA
Messenger RNA from Cokeromyces recurvatus, 723 nucleotides. RefSeq lists its product as uncharacterized. NCBI's taxonomy places the organism in Eukaryota, Fungi, Mucoromycota, Mucoromycetes, Mucorales, Mucoraceae. The record is from RefSeq and is a predicted model, not a curated record. The transcript is spliced from 2 exons. The coding region runs from base 1 to 723 and encodes 240 amino acids. Gene Ontology annotation, molecular function: nucleic acid binding.